AAAAUCCUCGGGUCCUUUUCGUCUAGCACAUCUGACGCGUCAAUAAAAACAUUUAUUAGUGUGUGUGCAAGCAGCACUUACCGCUUACAUUUUCUAAAUGUCCAACACAGACGGUUAAUAUAGCGCGAGUAGUACAAUAUUUAAUAGUCAUUAAUAGACAUAAAUGCUGCGUGUACACUCGAGCUAAUAGCGAGCAUCAUCCUUAUUGAAGAUGCCGAUGUUCGUACACAGCUAACGUUAGUGCAUGGCACACGGGCACUACUUUCCUGUCUGUAAAUACAUUAAUUAUAAUCAUAUUGUCUAACAGGUCAUUAGGGAGAUUUACUUAUUGUUGUUGUUGUACGACGCUAUAUGUAAUAUCCGAGGAAGGAGAGUCUCGUCAUCAGUCGAGAGAAGAAGGGGUAACUUAAGUUAGCUAGAGUCACGUAAUCGUUAGGGCCGUUGGUCGCCGGUAGAGUGGAUCGGGACGCAGGAUCGCGCGGUACGGGGAGCGGAGCGGUGUCCGUGUCCAUACCAAGACUGCUUGACGAUAGCAUGGCCACCGGCAAGGGGGAGAGCAAAGCGUCUCUUUUGCAGAACGAGCGGAUCCGAUUCAUCGUGUGUUUCUUUGGCGUGUUCGUGUGCUACUUUUACUAUGGAAUACUGCAGGAGACAAUCACGCGAGGAGACUACAGUCACGCAGGGAAGAAGGAGAAGUUUCGUUAUGCCACCACACUCGUCUUCAUCCAGUGCAUCAUAAAUGCUGCUUUCGCCAAAAUCUUAAUAUUGUUUUUUGAGGGCUCAAGGCAGGACCAUACAAAAAGCUGGCUCUAUGGCUUGUGCUCUCUGUCUUACCUGGGUGCCAUGGUGUCCAGUAACUCUGCACUGCAAUAUGUCAACUACCCCACACAGGUGUUGGGGAAAUCUUGUAAACCAAUCCCAGUAAUGAUUCUAGGUGUCACAAUCCUGAGAAAAAAAUAUACCAUGGCGAAAUAUCUGUGUGUGUUUCUGAUCGUCACUGGCGUCGCCCUCUUCCUUUACAAACCCAAUAAGGGCUCCACCACAUCAGAUGAGCAGACAUUUGGCUUUGGAGAAAUGCUGCUGCUGCUGUCUUUAACUCUGGAUGGGCUGACAGGUGUUUCUCAGGAUCACAUGAGGGUGCGGUACCAGACCGGAGCCAAUCACAUGAUGUUGAAUGUCAACCUCUGGUCCACACUAAUCUUAGGAAUAACUGUGCUGUGGACAGGUGAAGUGUGGGAGUUUUUGACAUUUACUGAACGGUAUCCUGGCAUUGUCUCUAAUAUCCUCCUGUUUGGUUUCACCAGUGCUCUUGGACAGACCUUCAUCUUUAUGACUGUUGUGUAUUUUGGACCGCUCACCUGUUCUAUAAUCACAACAACACGGAAGUUCUUCACCAUCCUGGGUUCUGUGCUGCUGUUCGGUAAUGUCAUCAGCACUAUGCAGUGGUUUGGCACUAUACUUGUGUUCCUAGGUCUUGGACUGGAUGCCAAAUUUGGAAAGACUCCCAAGAAGACAACACAUUAAAGGCCGUCUGCACGAGGACUCCCACAAACGUAGAAAUGUAUUCUCUAAACACUUUACCGCUCUAAUUUCAUCAGUGGUUUACUGCAGAGAUUUCAUUUUUAGCACUCAAAAUAUUGUUGUUAUGCUGAUGUUCUGAACAUUUAAUUAUGGGAUAUAUUUGCCCUUCAUCUCUCAAAAUGGUAUCCAUGGUAACAAAGAGAAAGUGCAGACUACAUUGUGUCUGUGUCUAAUCAUAAUCUGUCAUGCUGAAAUUUUGAAGAAAAUCAAAAUAGAUAAGGGUUGGAUGAAGAUCCUCUAUGAAACAGUAGCUUGAAAAGUGCACACGGCACAGCUUGAUUCUACUUCCUGGAACACUCCCAGCGAGACGACCACUGAAUAUUUAAGUACGCAGAUUCUUUUGACACAUUUAAAUAUACCUCCCAGUCAGAUGAGAAAUAAAACAGGCGGGCUCUGCCUUAACGUUAGUCUUAAUUUAGGCAGCGUAUUCUGUUUAACGUCUGGUUAUUGUCAAUGCAUUCCCCAGGAAGUGUUUGUUUGUGUGUGUGUGUGUGGUGUUUACAUUGUGUAUGAAAUACACAAACAUCAUUUACAGACGGUGGGAGGCUGUUAACUAAAGUUCACAGUCAGACCUGUAUAGAUUUUCUUUGUCAAAACAUGACAUCUGGUAUGAAAAGCCAUGUUUAUAUUCAAAUUCUGAGUAAUGCAGCUCAUGUGUCUUAUUUGCACAAAGAAGCAAAUGUUUAGAAAGUCUAAUUUUUUUUUAAACACCAAAAAUAGAUCUCAUCUUCAUUAUACUGUGUCUUUACGUCAGAAUAAAAAUCAUAUUUUAUAGAUGAAUUGUAGUCUGUCCAUCUAUGCAAGGAUCUACUUGGAAUUCGGUUUUUAAAUGAAAGAGAACUCAAUCAGGUUGCUGGAAGAUGCAGUUGACCAGCUGUCACUGGGGAACGUCUGCCAGAACCUCUCGGAUUUGUGCCAGCGUCAUGUUCUCGCUCUGUUCGGGGACAGAAAAACAAUCAAAUGACAUUAAACACACAACCCUGGACAUGAAAGGUUUUGUAAUGUGACUUUUUUCCAGACAAGUGCAUGAACUUGUUUAAGUAGAUACAGGUGGUACAAUACACAUCAGUGUUGUAGAUGACACCUGUCUCGGGUUCACUUGAAAGGACUAGAGCACUUAAACUGGAUCAAAUGUACCUGACACUCCACAUCUCAUAAUUGUGAUCGCAAUAGAGAACAGUCACUGUUUGCUUAACAGGAACACGGAGGAAAGGUUAAUGUGCAAUUCAAAGCAGAAAAUGAAAUUGCAGGGAAACAAACACGGCCGGAUGUCAAGAAGGCAAUCUGAUUAAAAGAGCCAGCAGAGGAGAACUGGCAGCAAAGCUAAACUAAAUUUCCACACUCUCCAUUUGAUCAAGCUGCCUUCAGGGUGUCAUGACUCAAAUGGAUGAUGAAGAACUUAUUUUUUCUUGUUUUCUGUUAUUUUAAUACUCAUUUUUAAGAUGUUCAAAAUUAGUGGCCAACCGCAAUGAUGUCUUUUGAUGCAGCCAUAAUAUGAAUUUAUUACUGUGGAAUUAUUGACUUGUUAGUCCAUGCAUGCAUGUGGUUUUACAUGCAUGCAAUAAAUGCAGCAAGUAACCAUUUAUAUAUAGGCCUAAACCAAGGACAAAUAUUGCUUUUAAAUUUAAAUACAUAAUAUUUCAGUUAAAUUCUUACUGGGUUGAAAUACUACGUAUAAUAGGCUAUAAUAAUGCAAUACAAGAACAUAAUGCAAUUACUCCAAACAUGUGAAUCAAAUCAUCAUUAAUAAAUUCAGUAAGACAAAUACUAGAAUUAUUUAUUUUGGUUUUCCCAAUUAUGUAGGCUACAAUAAUGACAAAGGUAUUUUUGUUGGAUUAUUAUGGGCCUAACAGGAAUAAGAGCAUCUUGCUAAAUUCUUACAAAAUA
Molecule: messenger RNA, 3468 nt
Organism: Triplophysa rosa
Lineage: Eukaryota; Metazoa; Chordata; Actinopteri; Cypriniformes; Nemacheilidae
Gene: slc35b1
Product: solute carrier family 35 member B1
Exons: 9
Coding region: 535-1524 (329 amino acids)
Biological process (GO): UDP-galactose transmembrane transport
Cellular component (GO): Golgi membrane; endoplasmic reticulum membrane
Molecular function (GO): UDP-galactose transmembrane transporter activity; UDP-glucose transmembrane transporter activity
Source: RefSeq, a predicted model, not a curated record